Syzygium oleosum is the source of this 1374-nucleotide messenger RNA. Its product is annotated as peptidyl-prolyl cis-trans isomerase FKBP19, chloroplastic. The record is from RefSeq and is a predicted model, not a curated record. Lineage: Eukaryota; Viridiplantae; Streptophyta; Magnoliopsida; Myrtales; Myrtaceae. Gene Ontology annotation, molecular function: peptidyl-prolyl cis-trans isomerase activity. The coding region runs from base 98 to 892 and encodes 264 amino acids. The transcript is spliced from 11 exons. Gene Ontology annotation, cellular component: chloroplast; thylakoid.
UUUUUUUCGUUGGAGAAGGUCCAGGAAGCUGAGGCCAUUAUCUUCCCGCGAAACAGAGUCUCUCCUUCUCUCUCUCUCUCUCUCUCUCUGUGCGUCAAUGGCGUCCAUUUCAGCCAUCGGACCACCGUCAAAGCCCGUGCCGCCGUCUCCUACACCUCCCGCGACGAGACGAAACGGAGCCGCGAGGUCUCAGUCUCCGCAGCGACCGCGAGCGACUCUCCGUCCUCGGCUGUCCCUACCCUCUUCCGGUUCUUCCGAGCCUAGCUGUAGCGGAGGAGGAGGAGGAGGAGCGCGCGAGUUUCGGCGGCGGGAGGUUCUGGUUCCGUCGACCGUGGGGACGCUAAUCGGAGCCCUGUGGGGCGUUUCGCGCGAUCGAGCUCUCGCUUCCGAAUUCGCCGACAUGCCGGCAAUUAGAGGGAAGGAUUAUGGCAAGUCAAAAAUGCGAUAUCCAGACUACACAGAAACGGAUUCAGGUCUUCAGUACAAGGACUUGAGAGUAGGAGAUGGUCCCACCCCCAAAGCGGGAGAGACUGUAGUGGUUGACUGGGAUGGUUAUACUAUUGGAUACUAUGGCCGCAUAUUUGAAGCUCGUAACAAGACAAAAGGCGGUUCCUUUGAGGGAAAUGAUAAGGACUUCUUCAAAUUCAAGAUAGGAUCUCAAGAGGUAAUACCAGCAUUUGAAGAAGCUGUUGCUGGCAUGGCCCUUGGGGGUGUUAGAAGGAUCAUAGUGCCACCAGAACUGGGAUAUCCAGAGAAUGACUACAACAAAAGCAGUCCAAAGCCCACUACCUUUUCGGGUCAGCGAGCUCUCGAUUUUGUCCUGAGGAACCAAGGGCUGAUAGACAAGACACUUCUUUUUGAUAUUGAGCUCCUUAAAAUCAUCCAGAGCUGAUCAACCGAAACAUGCUUUAGUUGACGCAUGAGGCAACAAGAAGCAACAAGUGAUGGAGAGGGCAUUUUCCUAAAGCCUAGAGUGCAUUAUCUAGUUCAGCGCCCACCCUGUAAUAUAAGAGUCAACUAUCAAACGAAGGGAAAACUGAGGAAGUCACCUAAUCAAUAUUUUCAUCAAUCAGGGAGAGGCUCUUUUGUUCUGUAAGCUGCAUUAUAGGAAGUAUGAAUUCCUUAUCUAUGCUGUCCGAAAAGCUGCUAUGUAUGCAUCCAUUUAUAGCUAAGUGCGAGUGCUUAGCUAAGUACUAUGAUGUCACAGAGAAGCACGAUCAGAGUGUGCAAGCGCUUCUAAGUCCUAUGAUUUUAUUUUCUGUAAAACUAAGGAUAGGCUUCACACUUAGCUUAUGCUGCCAUUUUUAUGUCUAAGCGGCCUGACCGUGUCCAACACAGUCCCCCUUAGAGCCAUCGAAGACAACAUUAUAAUCA